GGGCCGCAGGGCCUCCUGCUCCCGGGAACCGCCGCCAGCGCUCGGGAAGUCGUGGAGUCACCGAAUGAACUGGGUCGGAUAAGGGCUCUGAGAUCAUCGCGACCAGCUUGUAGCCGAGCACCAUGUCAGCCAGACCAUGGCACCAAGUGGCACAUGCGGACUUUCCGUGACCAUCUCUAGGGAUGGUGACUCCACCACCUCCCUGGGCAGCCCAUCCCAGUGUCUAAUCACACUUUGAGUGAGGAGAUUCUUCCAAAUGCCCAGCCCAAAGUUCCCCUGGCACAGCUUAAGACCAUGUCUUCAUACUACCCACGUCCCUUCCAAAUGGGUAAUCCCUGCCUGGCUAUACAGCCUCCUUUCAGUUUUUGAUCUUCUCCCUUAUUCCAACAAGCGAGUGGUACUGAACUUCUUGCAACAAGCUUUUGGGGAUCCUGUGCCGAAUGAAGUGUACUUGCUUUCAACAUUCAAAUUACAGCCAAAGAGUACAGCCACUGUUUUUGGCCUAUAUUCAUCAGCUGACAACAGCAAGUAUUUAGAAUUUACUGUAAUGGGACGGAUGAGUAAAGCGGUGCUGCGCUAUCUGAAGAGUGAUGGAAGGCUGAAUUCCGUGAUCUUUAGCAACAUCCAGCUGGCUGAUGGGAAACCCCAUGCUGUCAUCUUGUGGCUGAGUGGCCUGCAGCAGGGAUUGAGCACAGUAGAAUUGUAUCUGGAUUGCCUGCAAGUAGGUGCCAUUGAGGACUUGCCAAAACCAUUUUCAGCACUGUCUCAGAAGGUGGUGGCAGCUGAGUUGCGCACUCUCCAGGAGAAGCCACAGGAUACACUGGAUGAGCUAAAGCUGGUAACUGGAGGAACCCUUGCUGAAGUGGGAAACCUGCAGGAUUGUUUUCUUCAACAAAUUGAGCCUGUACCUCAGUACACUGGUGAUUUUAAUAGGCAGCUGAUGGGUCAAAUGAUGCAGAUGAACCAAAUACUGGGAGAUGUGAAAGAGCUUCUUAGGCAACAGGUCAAAGAAACAACUUUCCUGAGAAAUACCAUAGCAGAGUGCCAAGCAUGUGGUUUAGGCACUGUGAGUUUUCCGACUCAGCUUCCUAGGCGCACUAAACCAAAAUGUGAAGUUAAUUCCUGCUUCAGGGGAGUGAGGUGCAUGGAGACAGCAGAGGGAUUUCAGUGUGGGCCCUGCCCCGAAGGACUCACAGGAAAUGGAGUUACAUGCUCAGAUAUUGAUGAGUGUCGUUACAACCCUUGCUUCCCUGGUGUGCGAUGUGUGAACACUGCUCCAGGUUUCCGAUGUGAGACAUGUCCUCCAGGAUAUACAGGACAAGCCAUGCAAGGGAUAGGACUCAGCUAUGCUAAGAGCAAUAAGCAGGUCUGCUUAGAUAUUGAUGAAUGUCAGAAUGGAGGAGUUGGACUCUGUGUUCCGAAUUCCCAUUGCAUAAACACUUUGGGGUCUUACCGCUGUGGCCAGUGCAAACCAGGAUAUACAGGAGACCAAACAAGGGGAUGCCAGGCUGAACGAAGUUGUAGGAAUCGAUCCCUCAAUCCAUGCAGCAUCCAUGCCCGUUGUAUUGAGGAGAGGAGAGGAGAUGUGACGUGUAUUUGUGGCAUUGGCUGGGCUGGUGAUGGCUAUAUUUGUGGAAAAGAUGUUGACAUCGAUGGCUACCCUAAUGAAGAACUCUCAUGCUCUGCUGAAAACUGCAGAAAGGACAAUUGCAGAUUUGUCCCAAACUCUGGACAAGAAGAUGCUGAUGGUGAUGGGAUUGGAGAUGCCUGUGAUGAUGAUGCAGAUGGAGAUGGCAUUCCCAAUGAGCAGGAUAACUGUGUUUUGGUUCCCAAUGUUAACCAGAGAAACAGUGACCAAGAUAUCUUCGGGGAUGCUUGUGACAACUGCCGUAAUGUCCUGAAUAAUGACCAGAGGGACACAGAUGGUGAUGGGAAAGGAGAUGCUUGUGAUGAUGACAUGGAUGGAGAUGGUGUUAAGAAUCUUUUGGAUAAUUGUCAGAGAGUUCCCAAUGAAGACCAGGAGGACACAGAUAAUGACGGUGUUGGUGAUGCCUGUGACAGCUGCCCUACAAUCAGCAACCCAAACCAGUCUGAUGUCGACAAUGACCUGGUUGGAGAUUCCUGUGAUACCAAUCAGGACAGCGAUGGUGAUGGGCACCAGGACAGCACAGACAAUUGCCCUACUGUUAUUAACAGCUCCCAGCUGGACACAGAUAAGGAUGGGCUGGGUGAUGAGUGUGAUGAGGAUGAUGAUAAUGAUGGCAUUCCUGACCUCUUGCCCCCGGGCCCUGACAACUGCAGACUGGUCCCCAACCCAGGGCAGGAAGAUGAUAAUGGUGAUGGAGUUGGCAAUGUCUGUGAGUCUGAUUUUGACCAGGAUACAGUGAUUGAUCGGAUCGAUGUCUGUCCUGAGAAUGCAGAGAUCACCUUGACAGACUUCAGGGCCUAUCAGACAGUGGUGUUGGACCCAGAGGGGGAUGCGCAGAUUGAUCCCAACUGGGUGGUUCUGAACCAGGGGAUGGAAAUUGUGCAGACUAUGAACAGUGAUCCUGGCCUUGCUGUUGGUUACACGGCUUUUAACGGCGUUGACUUUGAGGGCACUUUUCAUGUCAACACAGUGACAGAUGACGACUAUGCUGGCUUUAUUUUUGGUUAUCAAGACAGCUCUAGCUUUUAUGUAGUAAUGUGGAAACAGACGGAACAGACGUACUGGCAAGCAACUCCCUUCCGAGCUGUUGCAGAGCCCGGCAUUCAGCUAAAGGCUGUGAAAUCCAAGACAGGUCCUGGUGAGCACCUCCGCAACUCCCUCUGGCACACAGGGGACACCAAUGAUCAGGUCAGACUGCUCUGGAAGGACCCCCGAAAUGUAGGGUGGAAAGACAAAGUCUCCUAUCGCUGGUUCUUGCAGCACAGACCUCAGAUUGGUUAUAUCAGGCUUUGUACUGAUGAAGGCUUGUAACAAAUUAGACUUUUGGAAUUCAGCCUGCAGCUCUUUUCCUUGACAAUUUCAAGUUAAACCUCUUUAUAUGGACCGUCUGUCUCUUAACUGUGCUUACCCUGAUGAGCUCUUUUCUGGCUUUAAUACCUUGUUUUCCAAGCUAUGCUGGCCACUGAUCUGAAAAGCAAUAUAUUUCAAAUGUUCUUAAUUUUUUAGAAUAUUUUUCUUGGAAUUUGGAUAGUUCAUUUAUGUAUUCUGGAAUAAAAGAAUAAAAGUUGUCCACUUAGAAGUUGUGAAUGUAACUAACAAAUAAUUAUCUUUAUGUGAUAGAUUCAAGAUUACUCAGCAUAUAGCAGAAAGUUUGUCAAAGCUUAGUAAUGAAUGUUAUAUAUCCUUCUUUUUGGUUUUUUUGGGGGA
Messenger RNA from Parus major (Great Tit), 3355 nucleotides. It is a transcript of the gene THBS4, whose product is annotated as thrombospondin 4. Gene Ontology annotation, cellular component: extracellular region. The record is from RefSeq and is a predicted model, not a curated record. Gene Ontology annotation, biological process: cell adhesion. Bases 257 to 2959 code for a protein of 900 amino acids. The transcript has 21 exons. Gene Ontology annotation, molecular function: calcium ion binding. Lineage: Eukaryota; Metazoa; Chordata; Aves; Passeriformes; Paridae.